AUGGCAUCCCGCCUUUCUCAGAUCAACGCCCACCUCAACUUCCCCCGCGGCCUCCUCGCCGGGCAAGUCGCCAUAAUUACCGGCGCAGGCCAAGGCAUCGGCGCCGAAGCAGCCCGGCUCUUUGCCAACGAAGGCGCAAAGGUCGUAGUUGCUGACAUUGAUGGCGAAAAGGCAAACGGCGUCGUCAAGGCCAUCAACGACGCCGAGCCCAACCGCGCCAUUGCUGUGGUCGGCGACAUCCUCGAUGACAAGUAUAUCCAGGAUCUCGUGGACAAGGCUGCGGCUUUUGGAAACGGCAAGAUUCAUAUCAUAGUGAACAAUGCCGGGUUUACCUGGGAUGGUGUCAUUCACAAGAUCACAGACAAGCAAUGGGACACCAUGAUCGCGGUCCACAACACAGCCCCCUUUAAGCUUAUUCGCGCCGCAGCAAAGUACUUCCGCGUCAAGGACAAGGAGCCCCGCGUGAUCAUUAACAUCAGUUCAACCAGUGGUAUCCACGGAAAUGCCGGCCAAGCAAACUAUGCCCUCGCCAAAGCCGGCGUCGUUGGUCUAACCCGCACCAUCGCCAAGGAAUGGGGUCCCCAGUUUGGCGUCCGCAGCAACACGAUUGCGUUUGGGUUUGUACAGACUCGCUUAACGGCUGCUAAGGAGGCUGGUGCGUUUAUUACUACUCCAGAUGGUACCAAGGUUGCGCUGGGUAUUCCCGGACAGCAGCUCGGUGCGAAGAAGGGUGGUGAGGUUGCGACGUAUCCCGAUAUCCCUCUGGGACGACCAGCGAGUCCGGAGGAGGCGGCGAGGAGUGUGUUGGCUGUUGCGAGCCCAUUGUUUAGCUAUGUCAAUGGGGAAACGAUUCGGGUUACUGGUGGAAGGAAUAUGUAA
Messenger RNA from Aspergillus calidoustus, 879 nucleotides. NCBI's taxonomy places the organism in Eukaryota, Fungi, Ascomycota, Eurotiomycetes, Eurotiales, Aspergillaceae. The record is from the annotation of a GenBank genome assembly.